Molecule: messenger RNA, 2451 nt
Organism: Cuscuta europaea
Lineage: Eukaryota; Viridiplantae; Streptophyta; Magnoliopsida; Solanales; Convolvulaceae
Source: the annotation of a GenBank genome assembly
CACUUCUGGACAAAAAGGGUUGACCUCCCAAAUGGGUGGGGGCCAACCCACGAAUUUAGACUCAUUAUUCAAGGCCUGAGCAGGUUGGUAGGAGAGGUGAGGUGGGAGAGGACUGAUUUGAGAUGUUUGGCAUCAAAACAAAUCAUUGUGGCCCUCCUCUCUUUCACUCAUUGCCCAAAAGGAGACAAAGGGACAUUCCUACCCAUCCCCCUCCUCACUAGUUCGGCCAGCAGCAAGGGAAAGGAGGAAAUAACCUCUACAACUUCAUCUUUCAUAGCAAAAUUCGAGCUAAGCUCAAACAAGAAAGUUGGGAGGAAGUUAAAGAAGGAAAAAGCUAGGAAAAGUGUGAAAAUUAAGCCUUGUUAGGAACUUGAUUUAAAGUAUUUUUGAGCUUCGCCGGAGUUUCGUCGGAGUUGGUCAAAGUUCGCCGGAGUUGGUCAAAGUUCGCCGGAAUUAGUCAAAGUUCAAUCGAGAAGCAUAGAACGCGCUUAAGCUUAAUUAAGUUUCAGGUAGAACUUGAAGGUUGCUACUACCAGCCACUGUUCGGGAAGUUUCUGAGAAGAAGACUUGAAAUGGAACCAGUUGGAAGGAUCACUAGAAGGAACCCGUUGGGCCGUGCACCGGGUGAGUCCGAGCGCGGUAGCCGGGGGUCCUCUAGGGGAUCAAGAGGAAGGGGCCAUGGAGGCCAACGUCAAACCGUGAGCGAUGGCCACGUCGAUACCGAAAGUGAGACCUAUUGGUCCUAUGAGGACUCAACCUACCAGCCGGGGACUGAGCCAGUUGAGACCCCUUACGAAGAGAAUGAUGAUGAUGUGAGUGAUGAGGAGGAAAGUGACUCCUUGGCCAGGAUCGAAGCGCUGCUCCAACAGUAUCAUCGGGAGCGCGAAGAAAGGAGGGCACGCCGAAAGCACCGUGCAGGGCAACCUUCGGGCGGGGCUCCAAGAGGGAGGAGCUAUUGCGAUUCGAGAACCCAUGUGGAAGCGCAUGGAAGUCGGGGCGAAGGAGGUCCAGCCAUAAGGAUCUCCAAAUACAUCAAAGAGGCGAGGGACUUAGGGAGCAAACCGUUCGAUGGGACGGGAGACAUCUCGGUUGCCGCACAGUGGAUCAAGAGGCUGAACGAGGCAGCCCUUGACAUGCAGCUCACCCCCGAUUUUAAACUGAGAAUCGCGGUAAGGUUACUCGAAGGGUUGGCAUCCAAAUGGUGGGAUGGAACCAAGGGUAAGUAUGGCGGAACUGUUACAUGGGAGGAUUUUCGACAAGAAUUCUUUGCCUUGUACUACUCUGACUUCGAAGUAAACGCCAAGGUGAGGAAAUACACUCUCCUAACCCAAGGCGGUAACAUGACGGUGAAAGAACUUGGGAACAAGUUCAGAGACCUUGCUGAUCACAUACCGGAGUAUGCUUGUGAUGAAAACCGAAUGGUGAAUCAUUUUUGGGAGGCUUUGGACUUGGAGAUACGUGACAGGGCAACUCAAUUGCCCAAUAUGACUUUCAGCCAAGUGGUUGCCCAAGGGUUGAAGGGAGAAAAGCAAUGGGAGGAGAGGAAGAAGAGAGAUGCCGAAGAGGCUAAGAAAAGAAAGUGGGAAAGCCAUGGUCCCCAAGGUCCCAACAAGAAGGGGAACCAUGGGGGAGGUGGAUCGUUCAGGGCACCGGCAGCACCAUCCAAGGGAAACCCGGCCACGAGCGGGCACUACUCGGGCUCACAAGCCCCAAUGACGCCCAGGUGCAGGAAUUGCAACAGGAACCACACCGGUAAGUGUCGUGAUCCACCACGGUGCUACCAAUGCGGGAGUACAGGGCAUAUUAAGCCAAACUGCCCUCAACUUGGUGGGAACCGGGGGUCAGGAUCAAGCGGCGCUACCACGACAAGUAGGAACCGGGCCGGAGCAUCUCAUGCUAGCGUGGGCCAGGGGGAGCGAGCACGAGCAAUGCGCCGUCCGUGAAUCAAGGAAGAACUCAAGCUAGAGUUUAUGCUAUGACGGAGGCGGAUGCACGUGCCAACCCGGACUCCGUUGCGGGUAAUUCCUUAAACUCAUGUAUUAAUUUUCGUAAACAAUAGGAGUGUGGAACUUGUAAAAUUAUAACCCCGACGAGUUUAGUCGGGUUUGAAGGGAAAAAGGGAGGAGAAUCCUCGCCCUGGGUGAAAACCGCCCGGCUUUGACGAAAGCCGCCCGGCUUUUGUCUUGAUUUAAUUGGGAUAAUACUACGGCAACGAAUGCCGGCCGGCUUCCACUGAGAACCGCCCGACUUUCGUCAAGAUUAAAUCAAAGAAAAUUCUCGCAACCAAAAACCGGCCGGCUUUUGGUGAAAACCGGACGGCUUUCGUAAACACCUCACCUGGAAAAUUUCUCGCAGCUGAAAGCCGCCCGGCUUUCAUGGAAGCCGCCCGGCUUUCAUGGAAGCCGCCCGGCUUUCGUUAAGCCUGGGGAUUCCUGCGUUGCUGAAACCCGG